Molecule: messenger RNA, 2628 nt
Organism: Synchytrium microbalum
Lineage: Eukaryota; Fungi; Chytridiomycota; Chytridiomycetes; Synchytriales; Synchytriaceae
Exons: 10
Coding region: 1-2628 (875 amino acids)
Source: RefSeq, a predicted model, not a curated record
AUGGACGGCGAGGCUCAACAGCUACGAAAGCUGCAGCUGGAAGAAUUCCGGCGCAAGAAACGAAAAGACGAAGAACAAUCAAAGCAGCUGGAAGCAGAGACAUAUGGUCCUCCAUUCAUAGUUGAAAGACCUAAAGAUACUCCCAAAGCAAUCCACAUCAUAUUCGAAAAGGAUCUCGAUCAAGAAGCCCCUCCUCCCACCAGAGAAGCAAGACAAUCCAUGUCCUCGACUCGUCGUCCUGCUUCACUCGCAAACACACAAAGAUCCAAAUCAUUGGCUCCUUCAGAUGCUGCAACCACCAUCAAAUCAUUCAAUGAACGAACAAGUGCUGCCUUAUCUGCUUCCUCAGCAAAACCAUCUACAGUCCCAAAGCCAAAACCUCAACUACAAUCACAGGUCAUAUAUGCUCCUUCAGCCAAAGCUGAGCAACAUCAGUAUAUGAAUGCAGAAUCUAUUGCUGCCAAUCUACCUACUAAGGGACUGAUUGGCGCUGCUAUGCGUAACGCCAUGAUGCAGAGUAAUGGUAGAGCUGUUGGUGGAAUGGUUGGUGUAGCAUCUGAACCACCUGCUAUGAUGGGUACGCCUGAGCGUCCCCCUAUUAUGGUUACCCCUGAACGAUCAGUUAUGAUGCAGCAACAACAACGAGUCAUGUCCAGUCCCGCUCGAGUAUUGUCGAGUCCUGCACGAAGUCUAGGAAGUCCAUUACGUGUGGCUGGUAGUGACAAACGUGGUGGCGUGUUUUCUUCUGGUACCGAGAGAUUGCCAAUGACACCUUCACGACGUGCAUUCGCCAAAACCUUUAUUGGAUCUCCAGCCAUACGAACUCCCAAACAGCAGGCUAUAGUUCCAUCACCUGUCGCUCCUCCCAAUAUGUCCUCCCUCGAUGAUCAUGUAGAGAAGAGAAUGGAUGUUGAGAAGAAGCUUGCUGAUGAAGCUCAAUUCUUGGCAGCACAAAUUCGUGAUUCACCUUGGGUCUUUUAUAUCAACCAACCUCUCUUGUUGCGCGUCGUCGACCCAGUUGGAGAUGUUAUAAAGGAAGAAAUGGUUUCCUUUCCACCAUUGGAUUUGUUGUCUAUGAAAGAUGCUCAAGGUGUCGCAGAGGCCGGAAAUCAUGACCUUGCUCGUGCAAUAUAUAGAAUAGUGGCUACAGUAUGCAGUGUCCCAAGUGUGUACUAUUCUCAAACUGGCCAUGUAUAUAUCAAAGACUCGACUGCAUUGAAGGCUGGGUUGUGGUUGCGUUGGGCUAAAAUGGAAGAAGACUUUGGCGAUCAUGCUGAGGCUCUGAAAGUCUAUGAAGAAGCUGAGGCUGUGGGAGCCGAGCCUGUUGACUUGAUUAAGACAGAAUUUAAACGCUUUUUGUCGAGGCUCUAUGAAGAUGUCACAGGAUCCAACCGAGAAUCACGUCUUCCAACAGUCUCGUCGACUGCUUCGUCGCCAUUGGUUGCACCUACAUCGAGCAUGCUCCUAGACCAUGAAACCCCCACACCGACUUUCAAUCGAACGUCAAAUAAUAGAUGUGUAGCGCCAUCACCAACAGAUUCAGAUACUACACCACCUCCUUCUUCUCGAUACUUAACUAGUCAUAUGAACGAUGAAGAUGACGACGUCGCCAUAAUUCUAACACCGGCUCAAGGAAAAGGAAGAGUGACACCACAUCCAGGUCGUCGUAGUAAUGUAGUUAAAGAGAUUGUUGGCAUGUUGGGUGGCUUGAAGUUGGCAUCCAUGAACGAUUCUCUCCAAGAAAGCAAGUCUCCUAGAACUCCCGGUGGUCGACGAAUGUCUCUUGUUGAAUUUGAGUUGGGAUUGCGUGUUGCUAAUCCUGUAGAACAGGUCGAUAAAGAUGAUGGUGCGGCCGAGAAUGGUGGUAGUAGUGAAAUUGAUGAUAACAUGGUGGAGGACAACAUGAUUGAUGACAGGAGGGACGAUGAUGAUGACAAGGUGGAUAAUUUCAUGAUGGAAAGCAACAUAAUGGAGGACGUAACAGCAAAUGAGGACGGUGACGCUGAGGAUGAAGAUGACGAUGCCAUGGCCGAUUCACCUACACCAUUGCAAAAAUUAAGACCAAAAUCAACCGGUAAAGGCAAAGUAGUAGAUAAACCACCACACGAAAUAGUAAUCAAAGAAUCGGCAAUCAAGAUCGCAUCACCACCAGCUCCUCCUACUGGCAAAAAAGCUAGUGCUAUGCGACGUGAGAAACGUCAAACAGUACGAUUCGAAUCUCCAGCCCAAAAGGGUCAGCAAUCUGCUUCUGCUCCCGAUACACCAGGAGCUACUGUGACUGUUUUGACGCCAGUGAGGAGCAAACGCAAAGACCGUGAAUCACUUGGCCUUCCGCCACAUGUCAUCACACCAGUACGUAGGUCCAUUAGGAAUAUGGAGGCUGAUGAAGAUUCUCCCAUCAUUGACGAAGAUGGUGAGAAUGAAGAUCCAAAUGCUGAAAUCAAGAAUCUGUUGGAACAGCAUGGAUUUGCGUUUGUGCCAAACAAGGCUAUUGAUUUGUCGAUUGUCAAGAAUGAACGUUUCCCUGCUCACAAGGCACCAAAGAAAGAAGAAAGUAGUGCAGCUAGUACUCCUACCACUACUCUACACUCCUCACGCCGUAAAAGUACUGCAAGUGGACAUUACUGA